GGGAUCGGUAUAUAACGCAGCGGUGUCCGCGCCGUGGACCGUCCUUACCCUCGUUCGCUCUUCUUACCUUUCGAACUUGAUCCCCUGCGGCCUGGUGCUGUUCUUUGAGCCUUUCGUCCUUGCUGUGCAGUCUCGUCCUCAGCCUUACCUUCUAGUCAACCUUUCGUGACCUUCACUGCACCUCACCAUGUUCCGCUUCUUCGCUGUUGCUCUCACUUUUGUGUGUCUCCUCUUGGGCUCGCAGAUCUCUGCUGCCCCCACGAAUGAGAUCGUUGCGCGUCAGAUCGGCAACUUGCAGUGCAACGUCGACCGUCUGAGCAUCGUCGCGGGUCUCGCCAAGACGCAAAAGACGCUGAAGGGACUUGCCGCAUCUGACAACUCCACCGCGUCCAGCGUGCAGUCCGUCAUCGACAGCAUCUCCGGCGCCCAGGGUGCUAUUGGCGUUAUCGCCAAGGCGCUCUUCAGCGGUGCAACCGCUCCCGCCGACGCGCGCACCCAGGUGCAGGGCAACCUCACCGCGGCCGCCGGCGCCCUCUCCGCGAUCAACUCCACGGACACUGCGACUGCUGCGAGCUUGCAGAAGGCGCUGUCGGAGCUUUCCGACGCGGCGACGGCGGGCGAAGGGGUCGUCGCGAACUGCAAGUGAGCGGGCGCAAGUGUUGGAUUGGGAAUGGGGAUAUGGACUUUCAAGGGGGCAGGCUGGCAGUACAUGGACGUUAGCACCGACUCGUCUCAAAGAACUUCGUCGCAGUU
Messenger RNA from Trametes versicolor FP-101664 SS1, 753 nucleotides. RefSeq lists its product as uncharacterized. The record is from RefSeq and is a predicted model, not a curated record. Lineage: Eukaryota; Fungi; Basidiomycota; Agaricomycetes; Polyporales; Polyporaceae. The transcript has 4 exons. The coding region runs from base 188 to 646 and encodes 152 amino acids.